UCUUUCUCCCCCUCCUCUCUCCCUCUCUCUCUCUCUCUCUCUCUCUCUAUCACAGCGCAUACUAAUACUGUGAAAGGACCGACCUCCCUCCCUCUUUUUUUCAGGAGGGGAGGGGGUGGUGAGCGAGGUAGCCGUUUCAGUUCAGCAUUCUUUUUCAUGAGGCUGGCUGUGCUAGUCUACCAGCUCUGAGUCCUGCACAGCGAGCGUUGCCGAUGCUGCACUGGGCCACGUUUCACCUGCCUGUAGCAUGUAAUGUGUCAUAGGUACCGCAAGAAAAAGGGCUAUUUUUAUUCUUUUUUCAAAAAAUGCCACUUCCAUUUUUGUGAAGGAACAGAAGCGAGAAGACAGACUGGGUGGGGGGACGCAACCAACGCCCCCUCCUCAAAAAAGAGAAGAAAAACGGAAGGCACUGGAAUAUUUGUUUUUUUCUUUCGUUUUUUGUUCUUCUUUUUCCUCAUCGUUGUGCUGGGGGGCACUUUCUCCUUUCAUUUGCUGUUGCUCUCCGUCAUUUGCCUCCUUAUCUAUUUCUCCAUCUACCUGUUCAACAAUUUCUACUAUUUAUGAGCAAGAAAAGGAGCCGAAGAGAGAGAGAGGAGGGGAAUAUAUCCAUUUUUCCCCCUUUUCUUUACCUUUUUCAUUCCUUCCCUGGCUGUUCCUGUCUUUCUCAAUCCCUUCCUCUGCCUCUGCUUCCCCUUUUACAUCCAUCACACCCCCUCCCUCAACCCCCCCACCCCCCCCCCCUUACCCCUCGUCUUUGCCCCUGGACUCCCACUCUUUAAAAAUGGGCUCGUUAAAUUUUGACUGAAAUUUCCACACUUCCUUUUUCAUCAUCUUUCCCUUUUUUCUUCUUCCUCCUUCCUCCCUCCCUUCUCCCUUCAUCCUAUGCAUCAGUAUUUUGGGAGAUUCUGUGAAAUAUUUAUAGGUAGGUUUGCUAGUUUUUAGUGUCUGUCUAUCAUAGUCUGUCUGUGUGUGUAUAUGUGUGUAUGUGUGUGAAUUUCAUAUUCAUAAGACACACAUUGGCACACGCAUACACACACUAAACUAUGGCACCAAGAAAUUUUACAGAUUCCGUCAGCUGAUAUCUGGUUCGAUCCCAUCCCUCAAUUUUUCUUCACAAACUUCAUAUGCUUUUUUAUUUGAUGUCCAUUUUACUGGAACCGGUCACCCAUUUGUCAUUUUCUUUAUUUCACCUGAGAACAGAAGAUUCUCUUCUUUUCCACCCCAUUUGCUCAUUUCAUCGAAGCGCACAUCGUACCGACGCUCCUCUCUCUCUCUCUCUCCAUAUAUCUCACCUUUAUCGCCUCACCACCCCCACACAGACUCGGGGGCGGAAUUUAAGUCCCGGGGUCGUUUCCUCGUCCAGCAGCCACUGGGGUCGUCUCCCGGCGUUUCCACGUAGCCGUUAGAGACCGAGCUGGCCGCACCGAAAUGCACCUGCGCUGCCCGCCUCGGCUCCCCUCCGACAGAGACUGAGCCUCUCAACGCAGGGCGCUGGAACAUCUGCUUUAGCUUAGCAUCUAAUGCUAACGCUCGCCUUUCUACGCUACUGGUCUGUCACCUGUGUGUACUGCAUUCUCUCUCUCUCUCUCUCGCUCUCCCUCUCUCUCGUUCUCUCGCUCUCAAUUUCCUUUUUCUCCUGGCUGGCUCUCUCUCUCUCUCUUUGCUUCCCUCAGACACAAACUCAAACACCCAGAGGGAAUGGAUUAAAAUAUCUCACUAAACUCUUUACCUUUUAAAGGAUUUUAGAAAAGCAAAACAUUUUUUUUCUCCUCCAUACUUUGCUCUGUCUCUCUCUGUCUCGCUCUCACUUGCUCUCUCUCGCUAUCUCCCUUUGUCUCUCUCUCUCCUUUUGUCCAUUCAUCCAAUCUUUGUUUUUCCACGUUCCCCGAUUGAUUAAUUCAUCGAUUUAUUCAGUUCUAUCACUGCCAUUUGAAAAUUAUUCCCAUAUUUGGCCGCCCAUCCCUGUUGAAUUUGGUCCAUAUGGGGUUUAAGGGAGGACAGAAUCUGGGUACGCGUUAUAUAUCCAGGCUGACGUUGUGCAUCAGAAGGGUGGGGGGACUCAGUGAAUUGAACUACUGUAGACUGCCAACCAGCCAAAAAAACUUGGUUAUGAAUUAUUAGGUGUGUACGUGUGUGCAUCAGGCAGAGAAACAGACAAGAUGGACAAGCAGUUACUUUUUUAGAAUUCAUUCAUCUACCGCUCAGUCUCUGUCUGGUCAUGUUUUCACCCUUCACUUUAAGAAAGGUGUAAUACUUCUUCUCUGCUACAUCUGAAGAUCUUUUUAAAACAUUUUUUUUUUGAGUGAACUGCACUGAAUAUUUAUUUUGGAUGUAGUUUUUUGGGGGGAAUUUCUGUAUGGGUUUUGGAUUGGAUUGACCAUGAAACACUGUUGUUAAUUGAAAUCGAUAUCAAAUUUCAGGACUUUUUUGUCUUUUUUCUAGUGGACUAAACUGAUUUAAAUAAUUUUUUCUGAUAUUGACUUUGGGAUUUUGCCAUCAAGGAUUAAGGACCACAUAUUUUUUUAAAAUAUUACAAUUCUUACACUUACAGUUGUUAUACCUCUCUUCUCUCUUCAAAAUGACAUCUAAAAUGCAAGCCAGUUGAUGGAAAGGGUUGAAUAGCUCGUCCUCCCGGUGUCCGAGGCCAUGCGAUCGAGAGAGGAGCCGCGGGGUGCAGCACCAUGCCAGUUCUGAAACGCCCAGAGGAGAUCUGGACUGGCAAUACUCACGGGAUUGCGUUGACACUCCUCCUCCAUCAUGCUUGUGUGCCACCGGUGCGCCUCCUCCCCCUCCUCCUCCUGGCCCUCCCCCUCACCCCCGGAUCCUGAAAGCACGGCCGCCCCUCCACGGCACCGCCCGGCCCGGCCCCGGCCCCCGCCCCUCUCCCCGCUCCGGAUCCUCUGCCUCUGUCUGCUCCUCCUUCCCGCCUGCGAGUCCAGGCGGGAGAGGGGCGGGGCCGGGGAGAGGGGCGGGGCCGUGGUCAUCCCGCCCCACUACUCCCCGGCGGGGCACCCUCAGCCGCUGCCCCCCAAGUUGGCGCAGGGGCUGAGCAUCGCCGUGGUGCUGGUGGGCAACUCCAGCGAGGUGGCGCUGGCGGAGGGCCGGGAGAAGGACGACUUCCUGUACAUGCCCCUCCUACCCAACGUGGAGCUGGUCACCAUGAACGAGACCGACCCCAAGAGCAUCAUCACCCGCAUCUGCGACCUCAUGACCAAGUCCUGGCUCCAGGGCGUGGUGUUCGGGGACGACACCGACCAGGAGGCCAUCGCACAGAUCCUGGACUUCAUCUCGGCCCAAACGCACAUCCCCAUCCUGGGCAUUCGGGGGGGGUCGUCCAUGAUCAUGGCUGCUAAGGAUGAUAAUUCCAUGUUCUUCCAGUUUGGCCCCUCCAUUGAACAGCAGGCUUCGGUUAUGCUGAACAUAAUGGAAGAGUACGACUGGUACAUUUUCUCCAUUGUUACCACCUAUUAUCCCGGCUACAAGGACUUUGUCAAUAAGAUUCGCAGCACCAUAGAGAACAGCUUCGUGGGCUGGGAGCUGGAGGAGGUGCUGCUGCUGGACAUGUCGGUGGACGACGGUGACUCCAAGAUCCAGAACCAGCUGAAGAAGCUGCAGAGCCCGGUCAUGAUGCUGUACUGCACCAAGGAAGAGGCCUCCACCAUCUUCCAGGUGGCCCACUCGGUGGGGCUCACCGGCUACGGCUACACCUGGAUCGUCCCCUCGCUGGCGGCCGGGGACGCCGACAAUGUUCCCGCUGAAUUCCCCACAGGUCUGAUUUCUGUGUCUUACGAUGAGUGGGACUACGGCCUGGAGGCCAGGGUUCGUGAUGGGGUGGCCAUCAUCGCCAUGGCGACCGCCACCAUGAUGCUCGACCGGGGACCGCACACCCUCCUGAAGUCGGAGUGCCACGGGGCCCCUGAGAAGAAGGGGCCGAGCGCCGGGAACCCCAACGAAGUGCUCAGGUACCUCAUGAACGUGACGUUUGAGGGGCGCAACCUGUCCUUCAGUGAGGAUGGCUAUCAGAUGCAUCCCAAACUGGUCAUCAUCCUCCUGGACAAGGAACGCAAAUGGGACAGGGUGGGGAAGUGGGAGAAUGGCUCACUGAGCAUGAAGUACCAUGUGUGGCCUCGCUUUGAGCUGUAUUCGGACACGGAGAACCGCGAGGACGACCACCUGUCCAUCGUCACGCUGGAGGAGGCCCCCUUCGUCAUAGUGGAGGACGUGGACCCUUUGAGUGGCACCUGCAUGAGAAACACUGUGCCUUGCAGGAAACAGCUGAAAAUCUUAAAUCAGACAAAAGACUCCGGCAUCUACAUCAAGCGCUGCUGCAAGGGCUUCUGCAUCGACAUCCUGAAGAAGAUCGCCAAGUUCGUCAAGUUCACCUACGACCUCUACCUGGUCACCAACGGCAAGCACGGCAAGAAGAUCAAUGGCACCUGGAACGGCAUGGUCGGGGAGGUGGUGUUAAAGAAUGCCCACAUGGCUGUGGGCUCCCUCACCAUCAACGAGGAGAGGUCAGAGGUCAUCGACUUUUCGGUGCCCUUCAUAGAGACUGGCAUCAGUGUUAUGGUCUCUCGUAGCAACGGCACUGUCUCGCCCUCUGCGUUCCUGGAGCCGUUUAGUGCGGAUGUUUGGGUGAUGAUGUUCGUUAUGCUGCUGCUGGUGUCGGCGGUGGCCGUCUUCAUAUUCGAGUACUUCAGUCCCGUUGGUUAUAAUCGCUGCCUGGCAGAUGGGAGAGAGCCUGGGGGCCCCUCCUUCACCAUCGGCAAGGCCAUCUGGCUGCUCUGGGGCCUGGUCUUCAACAACUCCGUGCCCGUGCAGAACCCCAGGGGCACCACCAGCAAGAUCAUGGUGUCCGUCUGGGCCUUCUUCGCCGUCAUCUUCCUCGCCAGCUACACUGCCAACCUGGCCGCCUUCAUGAUCCAGGAGGAGUACGUGGACCAGGUCUCCGGGCUGAGCGAUAAGAAGUUCCAGAGGCCCAAUGACUUCUCUCCUCCGUUCCGAUUCGGGACGGUGCCCAACGGCAGCACGGAGCGAAAUAUCCGCAACAACUACAAGGAGAUGCACACCUACAUGGUCAAGUACCACCAGAAGAACGUGGACGAGGCGCUGUACAGCCUGAAGAUGGGGAAGCUGGACGCCUUCAUCUACGACGCGGCCGUGCUGAACUACAUGGCGGGCAGGGACGAGGGCUGCAAGCUGGUGACCAUCGGCAGCGGGAAGGUCUUCGCCUCCACGGGCUACGGCAUCGCCAUCCAGAAGGACUCCAGCUGGAAGAGAGCGAUCGACCUGGCCAUCCUGCAGCUCUUCGGAGACGGUGAGAUGGAGGAACUGGAGUCCCUGUGGCUGACGGGAAUCUGCCAUCAUGAGAAGAACGAGGUGAUGAGCAGCCAGCUGGACGUGGACAACAUGGCGGGCGUCUUCUACAUGCUGGGCGCGGCCAUGGCGCUCUCCCUCAUCACCUUCAUCUGCGAGCACCUCUUCUACUGGCAGCUGCGCUUCUGCUUCAUGGGCGUGUGCUCCGGCAAGCCGGGGAUGACCUACUCCAUCAGCAGGGGCAUCUACAGCUGCAUUCACGGGGUCCAGAUCGAGGAGAACAAGUCGGCGCUCAACUCCCCUUCAGCCACCAUGAACAACACCCACUCCAGCAUCCUGCGCCUGCUCCGCACGGCCAAAAACAUGGCGUCCCUCUCGGGGGUCAACGGCUCGCCGCACAGCGCCUUGGACUUCAUCCGCCGCGAGUCGUCCGUCUACGACAUCUCGGAGCACCGCCGCAGCCUGGCCGGCCACUCGGACUGCAAGCCGCCGUACCUGCCCGAGGACAACAUGUUCAGCGACUACAUCAGCGAGGUGGAGAGGACUUUCGGGAAUUUGCACCUGAAAGAUAGCAACCUGUACCAGGACCACUACCUGCACCAUCACCAGAGUGCGGCUGCCCCGCUGGGUUUGGGGGCUCCCCCGUCAAACAGGCCCCAUAGCCUGGGGAGCAGCAGCUCCCUGGAGGGCGGCAUGUACGACUGUGACAGUUUAGGGGGCGGGGUGGCCCCAAUAUUCACCACCCAGCCCCGGUCGUCCAUGACCCACAGGAAUAAUAAGUUUGACCUGAUCGCCAGCCAGACCCCGCCCUCCGGCCCAGGGUUCCAGCAGGGCCUGCCCGACCUGUACGGAAAGUUCAGUUUCAAAGGCGCGGCGUCCAGCUCAGGGUUUAUCGCGGGACACGACAGGUACUGCGGGGCGGGGGGCGGAAUGAGCGGGGACGAUGGGAACAUCCGGUCGGACGUGUCGGAUAUCUCCACCCACACCGUUACCUACGGCAACCUGGAGGGGAACGCCAAGAAGCGCAAGCAGUACAGGGACAGCCUGAAGAAGAGGCCGGCUUCCGCCAAGUCGCGGCGUGAGCUGGACGAGAUCGAGCUGGGGUACCGGCGACGACCCCAUCACUCGGCCCACCACCACUACCAUGGCCCCCAGACACACCGAUCGGCAUCUCCGCCCCCUGGACCCUCCGAGCGGAAGGGCCAGAGAGGCGGGGCCGGCGGUAACUGCUCCUCGUAUGUAUUCCGUGACAAGGAAAGCUUGAGAGAUUUCUACCUGGACCAGUUCCGCCCCAAGGAAGGGGUCCCUCAGUGGGAACACGUGGAUUUGACUGACGGGCCACGGGGGAGCGGUGUGGCCAACCCCGGUGGGGGUGGGGGCAGCGGUUUGGUAGCAGUGGAGGAUUUCCUGAAAGGCAAAAGCAAGAAGACAGAGUGUAAGGGUGGUGUCGGAGGAGGGGGCGGCACCUCUGGCCAGGGGCAGCAGGGGCAAACUUGCGGGGGCCUGACAGGGGGGGAGUGGGAGUGUCGAAAUUGCCGUGCCACCUGCGGAGGAACCAAACAGAUGCUGCACGGGGGCGGAGGUGGGGGGUACGGAGGCGGGCUGGGAGGGGGCGGUUCCGGAGGAGGAGUGGGGGGGGGGAACAGCCGUCCCAGCUCGGCCUCCUGCAUGCGCUGUGAAGCUUGCAAAAAGACGGGCAACCUGUACGACAUCAGCGAGGACAACAACCACCUUUUGGAACAGCUGGGGGACAAGUACUCCAUGGAGGGUGGGAAGGGCGGGGUGAUGGGCGGCGUGGGGGGGGUCGGGAUGGCGCAGCCGCAGACCCAAGCCCAGCGUCGGAGACCCAGCCUUGGGGGCAAGCCCCUGCGUAGGCAGCAUUCUUACGACACGUUCGUCGACCUGCAGAAGGAGGAGGCGGGAGGGCUCGGUGGCGGGAUGGGCGGCUUGGGCGGAGGCAUGGGUGGAGGUAUGGGGGGCGGAGGGAUGGGGGGGAUGUUGCCCCCACCCAGGAGUGUGAGCCUGAAAGACAAAGAUCGCUUUAUGGAGGGGGGGAGCCCAUACUCUCAUAUCUUUGACAGGCACGGAGGAUCGGAGCGCGAGCGAGUCAGCGACCGGGAUCCGCUAUUUUUGGGUGAGAGAGGGAAAGGGGGCUCUCACUUUGGGCUGUUCCGGGGAGGUGAGGGGGGGCUGCACCGCCGGUCUUUCGGAGAGAGAGACCGAGAUAGAGGGAUGAUGGGAGGAGGGGUAGGAAUGGGAGGUUUCUCCUUGUCCAAGUCUCUCUACCCGGACAGGGUGAACCAGAACCCCUUCAUCCCCACGUUUGGCGAUGACCAGUGUCUUUUGCACGGUGCCCAAUCCUACUAUGUUAAGAAACAGCAGCAGCAGCCGCAGUUCCACAAGAGCAGCCCCACUGACUUCAGGGGCUCGAUGGGCGCGGCCUCCUUCCUGCCUGCCUCGGCCGCCGCGGGGGUGCUGUCCAACAUGGCCCCCAGGUUCCCCAAGGAGCUGUGUUUGGGAGGGGCCCUGGGCAACCACCUCGGGGCCCCCAGUAACAACAAGCUGUUGUCAGCCAGGGAUGGGCUUGGCGUCCAGAGGCCCUUCAACAGCUCCAGCAACGGACACGUCUACGAGAAGCUGUCGAGCAUCGAAUCGGAUGUGUGAAACGGGAGAGAGGGAGGGAGAGAGAGGGAGAGAGAAGGAGAGGGAGAAGGGAGGGAGGGAGGAUUGGGACAGCCAGAGGGAGAGAUGGAGGGAGAGAGAGGGAUUGAGAUGGAAGGGGUAGUGAAAUUCCAUUCUGUGGGUACACUUCUGAGAGGAAAGGUAUGUAUGCAGUGCAAAGGAAUGAAAGACGGGAACAGCUGCCCACGAAGUGAAAGAGAGUCACAGGACAAAGAGAGAUGCGACAGUACAAAAUGGUGGGCAAACGCAGAGAGACAAAUCCUAUCUGCCCAGAGGCCUUUUUGGCCUCAGCUUCAACGACGAUUUUAUGGAAGCGAUACUUUUUGUAAUCAUUAAACGAGAGCUUUUCCUUUUACUAUAAGCUGGGAAAAAAACCACAAAAAAAGGUUUGUUCAGGGAACAAAUACAGUAACGUUUCCUCAAGCCGGAUGUUGGAAGCUAAAGCCGAAAUACGGAAGCUUGUUUGGAAUCCACUGUGCCACCCACCCCCCCAACCCUGCUCCCCAUCUCCCCCCCCCCCCUUACAGUUCUUAAAGAGUACUGCAAAUUAGGAGGGAGAGGAGCGGGUGGAGAGAGUAAGUGGUUUUUUUACCACUCUAAAUGAAUAUAUCAGGAGGGAGUAGAAACCGGUUUAUACUAUACAGAAUCUUCACCUUUAACUUUAUCUCACUCUCACCUUACCUCGCCUCUCUUCAUCUGUUCCCAAUGCCCAAACAAGGGUUUCUUGCCCUGGUUCAUGAAACAUACAAUCAUGAAUGAGAAUAGAAUUCCUACCGAACUAACAGGGUAUAAUAAUAAUAGUAUGAAUAGAAUUGUGAAUAAUAAAGAUGUUAUUAGAACCAGUUAUAAAAAUGGUUAUGUCAUUUAGUUUUUUUUUUUUCAGUAUUUUACACCAUUUAGUAUUUGUGGUUAUUUAUUUGUUAGCUGGCUGUGGCAGGGAGCUCGUUAUCUAAUUAAACUAACGAGCUGGAAGGCAGAGACAGUAAUUUGAUUUCCUCGUUUUGUUUUGUUUUCUGUGUUCUUUUUAAUGAUGUAUUAUCCAUGCUCAUUUGUGUGUUUGCUCUUCUGAAAUGAUGUGACAGGUGGUGAAAGAAUUGAUUUGCACAGUAAUGAACUGUACACACUGAUACCGAGCGGGAUUUGUGUCACGCAGAUGCAUCUCAAGUCGAGCAGUCAAAAAGGUGUGUCUCGUGAUACGUAGAGGGUCUGACGACGCUGCAUGUGGGAUGUGCCUUACGUGAUUAGGAAAGAUGCAUAUCUGCUAAACAUGGCUGGUAUAAUGGUUAAGAUGUGUACAGCAACCUGAAACAGUUUGUUCCAGCAUAGCCAGUUGUGUGAUAUUGCAUAGAAUAUGCCUCAGACUACAGAUAUAUGAGUAUUGGGCUCAGCUGAGAACAUCUUGCUGUUUGGGUUUCAGAGCCAAAAUGGCUACUAGCAUGAUGAAUUGGACUUGCCGAUAUUCCACUAUAAGUCCUGACAAGGGAUCCUGACCUCCAGGUGUUUCUUCUAGUUGUGGUCCUUACCUUAAGAGUAGUGGAAUCAUAUUUGAUACAGCUCAGAUGUGGGCUGAAGGAGGCAUUGUAAAAAAUAUAGUUGAAGGUAUUACAGAAGGGUAUUACUGAAACAUUGAUACAUACACACAAAAUAUGUUUAAGGCAAAAUAGAGCUCCAGACAGCACCAGACCAGAAUGAAUGGGUUUCAGUGUCCAAAGAUAUGCCUUAUCACCACAAAUCAAUUAAAAAUAUACAAGGUGUUGUACAUAAAAUAUGUCUUAAGUUUGCUGGUUACUGCUAAAAGGAAUUGCUACAUUCAGUGUAGGGCAACAAUUUUUUGUCUUAGAUCUAAGGGCUGGUAGAAAUUUGAUUUAAAUGCUGAACUGAGCAAAGAGAAUAUAAAGCAGGUUUUGAAAGCUACAUUUUACAAAGUACAGCAUCAUGACAACUUCUUAUUUUUAUCAAAUCAUACCAAAAUGUCUGAUCACUAUCUUUUAUGAAUAUAAAUGGGAUGGACAUGGUAAAGUAUUUAAACCUGGGGGAAGAUUUCUUACCCCUGUCUCCAGUUUCCUAAAGGACUAACCACACUGUUCAGCCAUGAAGUCAUUUAAUUUAUUAUAAUCUGAUUGGGAAUCCUGUGCAUUUUUUAUACAAAUUUUUUAUUCACAUGUUUCUGCCAACACAAUCCCACAAAAACACGAGGCAGAGGACAGAGAACACAGAAGGGAAGAACACAUUAGGCAGAAUGGAGAAAGGUCAGAGGUCAGGAAGGUCCAGGUUGUACCAGUCAGCAUCAGUAUCUUCACUUUUUUCCCUGUAAAUACAUUUAAUAAUAUCUUCAAUUUGUACAGUAAGCAGACAGUCAGGAUGUAACUUUCAACAUGUUUUACAGAAAUUUAAGAAAUUAAAUAAAAUGAGCAUAAAAAAUCCAAAAAACGUAAAAACUGAAAAAAUAUGCAAAAUAUGAUUAAGUAUUACUCAUUAUAAUAGUAGAUAUAAGUAAUCAUUUUAUUUGGUUUAAUGUCAUAUUAUUUACUUAAUUAUAACACUUUAUUAAUGAGUAUAAUAAUUAUUUUAAGAAUAUACUUUUUUCUUAUUUCCAUUAAGGUACUGAGGAUAAUAUAAGUAUUGAAGUUUUGUGUGAAUGAAUGAUGUUUAGUUUAGGAGGUCAAUGCAAAAUUCCCUUAAAUUUUAUUAAGAUCAUUUUAAGAAACUCUUCAUUCACUCACCAGGUAUAGAAAUAUAGAAAGUGUCAUCUAUACAUGCAUGUGAUCCUGUAUUACAUGUAUAUAUAGAGAAUGUUGCAUAUAACUACAGCAUUGUGAUCCUUCAUUUAAUUAGAUAUUCACUGAUUAAUUUAGUUUGAUUGCUAUUUUGAUAAGCUGUACUAGUUAGUAAUAGCUAUUUACUGAACCCAGUUCAGAUAGAUUGCAGGUAAUAUACCAUUUCAUCGUCUUCAACAAGCAGCACCACUGCUAGCUCCUGCAUUCAGUUGUGUAAGAACUGUAUAUCCAUAACAAUGGAAUAGAGCAUUUAGUGGUUAUUGAGAAAUUUCUGAAGGUGUGCCACCUCAUAUGUACAAAAUGCCCACAUGGCUUGUAAAUGUAUUAUGUAUCUCGAUAUGAAGGGAUUUGGAAGUUUUUUGUUUUUUUUUAAAUCCAGUUUUACAACCCUUAUGAAAAACUAAAAUUAGUCAUUACUAAAAAACUAAAAAAGGUAAGGUUUCAAGUAUGAAUUUGAAUUUGAGUUUUCAAAUUAUCAGCGGCAUUUUGAAAUAUGUAGUUUUCAAAUUUUCUCAUUUUUGUUCCUUACAUUAAAAAAAAUAUAAUUUUCCUGGUAGAUUUAUCAAGUUUCAACUAAAAAUAUCAGUGUGUGUAGAGAUUUGUGUGCGUGAAUGGGAAUGCAUGUCUGUGUGGGUGUGUGUGUUUAUGAUUAUGGUGUGAGUACACACUUUAUCAUGAAUCUGAUCUAUUUAUUUCUGAUCUUUCUCAGUUUAUGUUUUCAAAUUAUUAUUAUUAUCAGUCGAGGUAUGAGGAAGGAUGAGGAGAGUGGAGAAAGGGGGUGUUUUUUUUCAUUCAUUGAUUCAUUGAAAUUGAGAACUGUGUGUGUGUGUGUGUGUGUGUAUUACAGGACAGAGUGAGAGCGAUGUCUGGGUCUACUAAUCCUUUUUUAGCACAACUAGACAAAUUUGUUUUCUUCAUUUGCAGUAAACAGCAUGAUCCCUGCAAAUGCAUUAUGAGGUUUCUUUUUUUACACACAUUUGAGUUCAUUAACAUUAAAUUAGUUACUUCUUGUUUAUUUGUUUGGUCAUUUUAUCAGUAUGAUAAUGUUUGAUAAUUGCUUCCCUAUAAAUAACAUAUGUUUUGUGACUAUAUUUAGACGAAGAAGGUAACAGAAGCAGGAUUUAGCCAGGGAGGGUCGGACUGUCUCUUGAUUUCUUUCAAAUCCUCAGAUAGAUGCUUUAAUUGUCUUUUAAACACAAUUCUUUCUUGAUUAUCACUGAUAUAAAAUAUUUUAAUUUAGAUUUAUUAAUAUGUACCAUAUUGUCAUGUAGCAUCAAUAAUAUGUGCCAUGAGUAAUGAUAUGUCAUUAGCAGCAUUAGUUAUAGUUUUCUGUAACUAAGGGCAGUCAAAUAAAUUUAGAUUAAAUAAGAUCAACUUUAAUUGUUUGUCUAUAGUUGUAUAAAAACAUAUGUACAUAUGAACACAUAUACAUAUACAUAUAUACAGGGCUGCAAUAAUAAUCUAUUUGGAUGUGAAUAUAAACCUAAACUGUGAACUUUUCAACAGCCACAAAUGUUUUUGAUGCUACAUAGUAUAUAAUGAAAGCUACAAAUAUGGUCUACAAUAUAAAUAACCACUAAUACAAAAUAUAUCCACUAAUACAUUUUAUAUCCUAUGUUUAUACAAAUAUAUGGAUUUAAUGAUCACUUUUUCUUAAUAGUAAUUCCACUUUUAAUCAUAUAGUAAUGUUUAGUUGUAGUGCUUUGAUACUACCUUUCAUUUCAUUUGCAUUGUGCUACUUUAUGCAAAUUAAUAAAAAACACAAUUUUGAUUAACUGCCAAAUAUUCUGAACACACAGUUACAUUAACAAUAAUAAAAACAACCACAUUAAUAUAAUAUUGAUAAUCGUAGGAAUAUGAAUUUAUACGUUAAUUUUAUGUUUGUUUUAAGGUAGGCCCUGUCAUGUUUUGUGGUGUGUCAUUGUCAUUUGUCAUUUUGAACAGUCUUUAGAGUGUAGAGAUGGGCUAUGGCAUAUCAUGAUGGUGUCGAGGAGGUGUGCCAUCAUGGUGAAGAGGAGGUGUGUUUCCAUGGUGUAGAGGAGGUGAAGGUGUGUCACCAUGGUGUUGAGAAGGCGUGUUUGCACUCAAAAUCUCAAAUGUUAGUAUUGUUUGUUCAAGUGUAGUUUUUAUUCAUUGUUAUUCCCCCAUUGUUUCAUCUGUCCCCCCCCCCCAAGUAGUAUGCACAAACUUAUGUACAUCAGUCCGUGUGUGUGAUUGUGUGUGUGUGAGUGCGUGUGCGUGUGUGUGCGCACAAGCCCAGAAUAGUUUGCGAGUGGUUGAGUGUGUUAAAACUGUUUCCCCAUUUCUAUAAAUAAUAAUUUACUCUUUAAUGUCCUUCCAUGAUAAACUAUGAAAAGGGAAAAAAUAAUAUGUAAUUGAAAUUUGGGUAACAUUUUAGGGCUAAGGGUUGUUGCAAAGAGUGUAUCACAAAAAUACAAAUGAGAAAGAUUACAGUGCAUUUACUAAAGGUCAAUAUACAGUAUACAACUGCGGUGUUUCAACACACAUAGUAUGCACUCCCAAAUAAAUAAGUUAAAUUCACUGCAAGCUCUUUCUUUAAAUAUAUAACAUAUCUUGAUUAAAUGUAUCAUCAGUAGAGGUACAUGGAAUUAAUAUUUUAUGCCAGGACUUUAUUACCCUGUAUCUGGCCCUUUCUGUAAAAUGUUACCAAAAUUUUUACAUCACAGAAAUAACACAACAAAAAUAAAUAAAUGUACAGAUUGUGUAAAUAUGAAUAUGGAAAAAUGAUUACACUUAUUCCUUCAUUUUUUGUAUGAAAAUAAUUAAAUAAACAACAAUAAUAAAUUAACAAAUUCAUUGCAAAAAAAAGAAGAAAAUACAAAAAAAUUCAUAAAGGUACUUAUAAUAUAUACUGAUAUGUACAAUGAUAAGUGCUAAAAUCUGAUUCUGUCUCUUUGUACAAAAUGAACCAACUAAGAAAGUGUUGAGUAUUAAUAAAAAAAGAUAAGCCUCA
Anguilla anguilla (European eel) is the source of this 13749-nucleotide messenger RNA. RefSeq names its product glutamate receptor ionotropic, NMDA 2B-like. The record is from RefSeq and is a predicted model, not a curated record. Lineage: Eukaryota; Metazoa; Chordata; Actinopteri; Anguilliformes; Anguillidae. Gene Ontology annotation, biological process: excitatory postsynaptic potential; monoatomic ion transport; synaptic transmission, glutamatergic. Gene Ontology annotation, cellular component: plasma membrane; postsynaptic density membrane; NMDA selective glutamate receptor complex. Bases 2758 to 7980 code for a protein of 1740 amino acids. The transcript has 16 exons. Gene Ontology annotation, molecular function: transmitter-gated monoatomic ion channel activity involved in regulation of postsynaptic membrane potential; NMDA glutamate receptor activity.